Messenger RNA from Rotaria sordida, 1185 nucleotides. Lineage: Eukaryota; Metazoa; Rotifera; Eurotatoria; Philodinida; Philodinidae. The record is from the annotation of a GenBank genome assembly.
AUGUUGACAUCAAGAGCAAUGCUAGAUAUGUAUGGAUUGAUUAUUAUCGGUAAUAGUGGUGUGGGUAAGAGCUUUUUAGCUAAUAUUAUUCUUGGUAAACAUCAUUUCAAGCAUGAUUUUUCUGCUCGAUCUGUAACACAUCGAACUGAAUCAACAACAUGCAUAUUGGGUGACAAACAUUAUAGAAUUUAUAACAUUCCUGGUUUGAUUGAAGGUGACGAAGAACGUAUCGCUCUAAAUAGACGUGAAAUCAGCCGAGCAUUUGAAGAACAGAAAGAACAUCCACUUGUUGUUAUUUAUGUAUUUGGACAUCAGAACGGGAGAAUUCGAAACGAAGAUAUUGUUACGUUUCAAGCCAUUCAUAACGCUUAUACACUUAGUCCGAAUUCCUUAAUAAUAAUAGUUAAUGGACUACCUCCUGAUCGACCCAACACAUAUAAUAAAAAGACUCGAGCUGCACACAUUGAUUUACUUGGCAUGAAGCUAGAUCAAAUUUGUUAUAUUGAUCAUCUCAAUUCAGUUGACAUACACCAAGAGGACGUUCGAAAAUAUUUAAUUGAUACCAUUUUAAAUGUUCAUCCUCGAAUACACAUUAAAACUAACAAUAUUAAUCUGAUGACUGAUGACAUUUUCGAACUCAAAGAUGAUCUCGACAUAUUGAAAAUUCAAAUCGAUAACGAACGAUACGAACAUGAAGAUGUAAUAGGAAGUAUGGAGAGAGAGUAUGAAGCGGUUCAGCGUUUAUCAGUUCUACGACGUUUAUUUUGUCAAGGAAAAGCUAAUCUUUAUCGAUUAAAAAGUUUUCAUGAACAGGAUAGACAUUUGAUAAGUGUUAUCGGACAAUGGGAAGCAGAAGAAAUCGCUUAUGCAGAUGAUCAUUCCUCUGAUCAUUAUAUUCUAGCUGUAACAAAUAAGCAAGAUGCUCAAGAACAAUUAACAAAAAGUUUUGCUACACAACGUCAAAUUAACGUUGCACUAAACGUAUGUCAAAAAGAUAUUGAACAAAUUAGUUUUGAACUUGAGCAAAUUUAUGAUGGAAGAUUUGAUCGUGAGUAUGAACCUAUCCGUGAAUAUUAUGUUCUUCUUGAUAAUUUGCGCUUUGAUCCAAGUGUUAUUAACGUACAACAUGAUUUUAUCAAUAAUUUAUGUGCUUUUACAUGCCGUCGUUAUGGUAAUAUUGACUAA